This is a messenger RNA of Hypanus sabinus (Atlantic stingray), 9461 nucleotides long. RefSeq names its product dispatched RND transporter family member 3 (gene disp3). Gene Ontology annotation, cellular component: membrane. The transcript is spliced from 27 exons. The coding region runs from base 1304 to 5353 and encodes 1349 amino acids. NCBI's taxonomy places the organism in Eukaryota, Metazoa, Chordata, Chondrichthyes, Myliobatiformes, Dasyatidae. The record is from RefSeq and is a predicted model, not a curated record.
GGAGUUGGAGAUGAGAGCUGUGGUUCGGCGCUCGCCUCCUUCACCUAUACCUAUAUAGAUAUAGAUCCCUAUCCCGCUCUCGCUUUCCAGCCUGCCGGGCUCAUUCCCUAGGGCGCGCGCUCCAAGCACGCUCCCGCCACUCCGGGUGACCACCCCCCCUCCACUUAACCCCGCGGGCACGCGCCCCAGAGCCGGCGCGCGUUUCGGCUGCGUCCGUCGCCGCUUCAGCUGCCACCAUCCCCGGGAGAAAGAACAUCUCUAUUAACUUUCAACGUCCACACAACUGGUUCGUUUUCCAGUCUUCGCUCGGCGAUCGCGUCACCGUUCAUGUAUUUGUUGUUGAAGAUUCUUUCCCCAUCUCCAGCUGCAUCACGUGCAAGGAAGACGCAUUCAAACUGAAGUCUGUAUUAUGAAGAAGCGUUAGCUUUUGAAGAGAACAGUUCUGGAUAAUAACUAAAAUGGCACUAAACAGUGAACAGCAGGCUUCUCCAGAAAAGGAUUAUUGAUGUGAAGAACACACCACAAAACAGAUUGAUCGAGGGGUAUUCCAGCAUCUUAGUGCAAUAUAUGCAGAUUGUUUAAAGAAUACAUCUUAUUAUACAAGAGGUCAAUUCAAGAGUCUGAUAACAGUGGGAUAGAAGCAAUUCUUGAGCCUGGUGGUUCCAGGAGGCAAGCAGCUUAGAGAAAAGACAUGAGCCUAUGAUCAACUCCAAUCUCUCUGGUUAAAGCAUUGCAAAAGAUUGAAAACAUCGUGACGACUGUGGAAGUACUGGACUUGGCUUCAUGAACGAGAUUCCUGGCACCAUCCGUCAUUGAACCUGAAAGUUAACUGAAAAGGGAUCUGACCAUCCAACUGCAAAAGAACAUUCAUUCUCUUUCCCAAGUCCACAUCAAUAUGUCUGCAGAUGCCAACAGCUGACUGAUAAUGUGAGAACUUAACUGAAGCAACUUAACACUUCUUGUGCCUGCAUACCAUGAACCUGUUUUGAUAGUUAUCUCUCAAGAGAUGAUAAAACGGAAUCAGAAUCAGGUUUAAUAUCACUGGCAUAAAUCAUGAAAUUUGUUAACUUAGCGGCAGCAGUACAAAGCAAUACAUAAUACUAGAGAAAAAAGUUGAAGCAGCAGAGCAGGAGAAGGUCCCAGAAAAUCCAUCCCAAGCUCCUGAAAUCCUUGAGCACCUCUGCUAUGUUGUUAAAUUGGAUGUUCACUUGGAAGACAUACUGAAGACGAGGAGAGUCCAGGGUCCAAUUCAGUUUUCUCUUCUCUUUCUAUUCACACCUCCUUCCUUGGAACAGAUAUUAAAAUGGAAAGUGAUGACGACCCUUUGGUGCAACAUUUGUGGCUGGAAGAAGAAGAAUACGAUGUGUCGGUUAGCUCCCACAGAGGUGAAAAACUCUGCAAGAAAUGCCACUGCAGCUUUAAAAGACUGUUCCAUGAUUUGAAAGUUAAAGGCUUUUGGGGAGCAGUUGGGUGGAUAUUUACUAACCCAUAUUGCACUGCCUUAAUAUUAGUAAUAGGUUGCACGAUUCCAACAGUUCUCACUGUUUUCAUGUUUAUGCAUUGUUCUAACCUCGACAUAGAUAUAUCCUACAAUGCCUUUGAGAUUCGUAACCAUGUUUCCUCACAGCACUUUGAUGCGUUGACCCUUGCUUUAAAGUCCCAGUUUGGGUCUUGGGGGAGAAACCGACGUGACCUGGCUGAGUACACAUCUGCAACACUGGAGAAACUCAUCAUUGAAGAAUUACAGAGACUGCACAGUAAUAAUUCAGAGUUUAUUACUGCCACCCAAGGUAAAACUAUUCAUAAAUCAAGUGAAACCCAAUGGCUGGAUAGAAUCCAACUGCGUAAAAGAGACUUGAUCUCAAAUUCAGGCUUAAAUGAGAGCUACGACAGAUUCAAAAUACGACAAGCAAGGGCUGUGUCACAAAAGAACUAUCCAAGCACUUACGUUAACGGAGAUACGCAGACACAUGCCCUGUGGAGGAUGGAACUUGUAUUUCUGGCAAGAGGUGAUGAUGAGAGGAACAUCUUCACCAAAGAGCGUUUAUUGACAAUUCAUGACAUUGAAAAGAAAGUCAUGGACCAUCCUAGAUUUCGAGAGUUUUGCUGGAAACCCCAUGAAGUUCUGAAAGACAUGCCACUUGGUUCCUAUUCCUAUUGCUCACCUCCCAGUUCCCUCAUGACUUAUUUUUUCCCAACUGCACAAGGUGGAAGAAUAUACUAUGAUGGAAUGGGACAGAAGCUGGCAGAUAUUCACGGCUCUCUCCAGCUGGCUAUUACUCACCCUGAGUUUUACUGGUAUGUUGAUGAAGGUCUCACAGCAGAAAACAUGAAAAGUUCGCUGCUUCGUAGUGAGAUUCUGUUUGGAGCCCCUCUUCCCAACUAUUACUCAGUGGAUGAUCGGUGGGAAGAGCAACACAAAAAAUUUCAGCAAUUUGUAAUCUCCUACGUUGACCUGCUGGCUUCACAGUCCACCGAAAAAGUGAAAGUUCUUUAUGGUGGAACCGACCUGUUUGACUACGAAGUAAGACGAACAUUUAAGAAUGACAUGUUGCUGGCUUUUAUUAGCAGUGGAUGUAUAGCAGUCCUGGUGUACAUUCUUACCUCAUUUUCAGCUUUUCUGACCUUUUUUGGGAUUGCCAGUAUUGGUUUGAGCUGCCUGGUUGCCCUGUUUCUCUACCAUGUUGUGUUCGGUAUCCAGUACCUGGGCAUCUUAAAUGGAGUAGCUGCCUUUGUUAUUGUGGGUAUUGGGGUGGAUGAUGUCUUUGUUUUCAUUAACACUUUCCGACAAGCAAGCCACCUUAUCAGCCCACAGGAGAGGAUGAUUCACACCAUCAAAACUGCUGGAAAAGCCACCUUCUUUACCUCAUUCACCACAGCUGCUGCCUAUGCAGCCAAUAUAUUUUCCCAGAUCCCAGCUGUCCAUGACUUUGGGCUCUUCAUGUCUUUAAUAGUGGCCUGCUGCUGGGUAGCUGUCCUCUUUCUUAUGCCAGCUGCACUCUGCAUUUGGAGUCGGUACAUCACGCCUCUGGAGAUAUUCUGCUGCUCCAGCUGCCAGCAUAAGUGUAAAAGGGAGAACAGCAACUUGACACAAGAUUCAGCAGAGUGUGAUGAUUCACUUCUAGUCACAGAGCAAGACUCAGUGUUGACUGGUGGGACCCUGCAGUACCUGGAUGAUGACAUCCCUCUGCUUUCAGUUGAGGAAGAAGCAGUCUCUUUCGACAAUGGAGAUGUACCUUUGGUUUCAGUGGCACCUGAGCUUUCGCCACCCAAAGAUGGGAUUCACCAUCCGGGACAGCUGAUCACAUGGAUACAGGAUGCACUUUACUAUUGUGUUGCAUGCCCUGCAGUAAAGUGUAAAUGGAUAAUCUUAGGUCUCUAUGUUAUUACCCUGGUGAUGUCCAUUGGAUUCACGACACAACUGCGCCCUGCCAGCCGAGCCCCAUUACUCUUCAGCCCUGACACCAACAUUCAGGUGCUCCUGGACCUCAAAUAUAACCUCAGUGCAGAGGGCAUUUCAUGUGUUACCUGCUCAGGCCUGUUUCAGGAAAAACCACAACCUCUUCUAAAUAAUAUCCGAACAUCCUCAGACAAGAAGAAGCGAGGACAGAGACUCCCGUGGAAUGAAGCAAGUGCAGCACAAGAUGGUAUGAGGACCGUGUACGUCACAAAGUAUGACGAUGAUGUGCAACCGCCAAUGUACAGAUUUUCUCUGGAUUCCUCUGUUCCAUCACCAUGGCACCUUCAGUCAAUGAGGAAUGGGGAGGUCCCAUCAUUCAAAGUUUACUCAGUGCCCUAUGGUAACUUCACAAAGAAAUUGACUGUGUGUUCAUCAACUGUUGGAUUGCCAAGCCCCAAGUGCCCAAGGAAGUGGAUGAUCACAACAUUGUCCUGCAAUGUUAGGAAAGGCUGGAAAUUCGAUUUUCAUUUCUAUGCAUCAGCAACGGAGCAGCAUUACACUCAGAAGCUGUACUAUGCCCAGCUGAGGAAGGCUCCGUACCACAGUCGGAUCUGCCUGGCACCCCCUGGCUGCAUUCUUAGUGGAGGACCGAAUGGCCCUAAUCAAGGAUUUUUCUAUGUCCCCUACAAGAAAGCUUUCUCUGUGUCCAAAGUUGAAGAAGCCCCAACCUUCGACUUCAAUCCCUGCCUGAAUGAUGGCUGCGGGAAACCAGCUGUGCGCCCCCUAGUGGACACGGGAGCCAUGGUUUUUGUUGUGUUUGGGAUUCUGGGAGUGAAUCGCACAAGGAAACAAGAUAACCAUGUGAUAGGAGAUAUGGGCAGUGUCAUCUAUGAUGAGACCUUCGACCUGUUCCAAGAAAUUGGGAAUCUGUGUAAGAUUUGUAAGGCCAUUGGCAGUAACCCAGAGCUGGUGAAGCCAGGUGGAGCUCAAUGUCUACCUUCUGGUUACAGCGUUUCAACCUUCUUGCAAAUGCUACAUCCUGAGUGUAAGAGCAUUCCAGAGCCCAACUUGCUUCCUGGACAGCUGUCUCAUGGUGCUGUUGGAGUGAAAGAUGGCAGAGUUCAAUGGAUCUCAAUGGCCUUUGAGUCUACUACUUAUAAAGGAAAGUCCUCGUUUCAGACCUAUGCAGACUACUUGAAAUGGGAGAACUACCUCCAGGAGCAGCUCCAUCAGUUUUCUGAACAAUCAUCACUACGCCAUGGAUUUCAAACAUGUGAACACUGGAAGCAGAUUUUCAUGGAAAUAAUAGGUGUUCAGAGUGCACUGUAUAGUUUGAUGCUCUCUCUGAUAAUCUGUGUUGCUGCAGUUGCUAUUUUUACCACUCACAUUCUACUACUUCUACCAGUGCUCUUGACUAUUUCAGGUGUUAUAUGCUUGAUGGUUGCUAUCAUGUACUGGUUGGGCUGGGAAAUGGGAGCAGUGGAAGCCAUCUCAUUAUCAAUCCUGGUGGGAUCUUCUGUGGAUUAUUGUGUCCAUCUCGUUGAGGGUUACCUGCUGGCUGGGGAAACCCUUCCGACAGCCGAGACUGAUGAUAAAUGCAAAGCAGGGAAAUGGAGAACUCUGGCGGCUGUGAGACAUGUUGGUGUUGCCAUCGUAUCCAGUGCCAUCACCACUGUCAUAGCAACAGUCCCUCUCUUCUUCUGCAUCAUUAUUCCAUUUGCCAAGUUUGGGAAGAUUGUUGCCCUGAAUACCGGCAUCUCUAUCCUGUACACAUUAACUGUUAACACAGCCCUGCUUAGCAUUCUGGCUCCAAGUGACUUCUAUCGGUCAAGAAGAUCUUUUCUCAAGGCAGUUAUAGGAGUAGUUAUCAUAGGUAGUGGAGGUUUCUGCAUCUGUCUCAUACUGAUUAAAUUGGGAGUCAAAAUCCCUCUCCUCAGUGUAUCAGCUCUGUAAUUUAUUUAUACAUUUUAACAGACUUCAAAAAAUGCUUUAAAAAGGGAAAAUUGUCACAACGCAAAAAAAAGAGUAAUUGCUAUUUUAUUUUAUAAACUUUUUCCUCCCUUGGUGAUAAAUGAUUUCAGACUCCCUGAUCCUACUCCAUACAACGUCUACAAGGGAUAUUAUGAGUACAGUUUCCCUCUUGGUUAGGCAGAUUCUGAAUACUUUCACCAUUUUUAAGAGGACAAGUUUAAAUAGUGGAAUAUAUGGUUUUUCUCAGUUUGUAGAGACCUCUUCGCCAGUUAUACUUCUUGCACAUGACAGUGAAGAAAUCUUCCUGUCACUGCUGAAAGUUGAAAGCUGUCAAGUUAAUACAGUGUUCCAUCUUCUAGCUGAGCAAAGGUUGUUCUAAUUUGAAUGAUUUUCUUCCAGAUUGUUGUCAGUCUCCAUAGUCAGGCCUCAGGAAUACAAACCAGGACUGUAAAUUCACUUCAGUUGUACAUUCUGUAUCCCUGAGAAGGAAGGAGCGUUGACCAUAGGUUAGAACACUACACACAGGGACCGUCGAACAUGUUGCAAGACUAAUUUUUGUUUCAGUCAAUGUUAUUCCAUUUGGUGUUUUACGUUUUAAGUAUUACAUGGAUACUGCUUCAAGUUCUUGCCCUUUCUUCCCUUCUCCUAUUGUCCCGUGGAUGCUGCCACGCACUCUUAUCACCCAUAUGCUGGUCUUCACCCAUGGGUGCUAAAUUAGUGUUCAUACAGCACAGUGCCAGCAGAGAUCAUACAAGUGCUCAUUUUCCUUUGUCAUCCUUAAUGAGACUAGAUGUCCUAGCCUACAUCCUGCAGGAUAAUACUAUCAACUCUUUAUAUGUGUCAUUGGGGAAAGCAAUGACACUAAUUCCUGUAUGAUCAUGUGCUUUUCAUAAGAUGUUAAAUGGAUUCUGAGAGUAAAAUAACUUGUAUCUGUCUCAGUCCUCUGGACUUCUCAAAGUGCUUCACAGUUCCCAAAAAUUGUUGAAGUGCAGCUGCUAUUAUGGAGACAGACUACCAAGGUGGCAAAUUUAUGAUCAGCAAGGUUCCAGCAAUUAGCAGCUAAUGUGUUAUGAUAGAGUUUAUAACAGAACAACAAGGAGAUCCUCUAUUCUGAAUGCAGAACAUUUUGCAACUUUAAAUAUGUGAUCAUCAGUUUCAUGUUUUGUUUGAAUGGUAGCAUUUCCAGCAAUCUCUUUGCAUAUGAAAAACACUGCUACUUGAGCCAAGCCAACAUCUUUACCUUCAAUAAUUUGGUUUCCUUGUUGCGUAGACUUUCAUGAAAUGUCUGACUGAUUAACGUUACAGAGCCGUACAACAUAGAAACAAGCCCAAUAUGUCUAUACCAACCAACAUGCCUAUCUAUAAUAAACCCAUUUGCCCGGAUUAAUUCAAUUUAUCUCUAUGCCCUACUCAUUCAGGUACCUGUCCGGAUGCCUCUUAGAAGUUGUUACUGUUCCUGCCAACAGCAAAUCCUCUGCCAGUUCAAUCCAGCAACAUUUUAUGUGAAAUUUCCUCCCUUUAACCUUGAUUUUUCUCUAUUGCAUGCUCCUCUUUUGAAGAAAAAUCCAAUUUCAAAUCAAAUUCAAUCCACACUAAAAUACCUGAACACCUUGGAUGAAGCCAGAAGUGUAGAGACAAAGAGGUGACAGAAAGGUCAUUUCAGAGGGAAUUACCAGUACAACUAAACUUAAGUGCUUAAACUAGUUGGGAGUCGAGUGUAAUAAUGAUGCAGGGUUUGUAUAAUUAAUUUAUUUUUUAUUACCCCUGCCCCCAGUUCACUUAAAGAAGUCUGAUACUUAUCACAUUGACCAGAUAACCUACGUUCAGAUGUCGUACCAUGACCAGUGUAAGGGGUUUCAACUAACUAAGCAAAACAGAGCAAAAGGCUAGUCUGAAUUCUCAUUCCUCCUUAUUGUCUAUUAACUUUAUUGUCUAUUAAAAGUGAGAUUUUGGCUCACUUUUCACUAUGUUUUAUAAAUUUGCAAUGAAAGGUCAAAUGCUUUGAACGUCAGGCCACGAGAACAUAUAUUCCAUUUGACUCCCAUUCAGAUAAGAAUAUUUUGAACACAUUGUGUUGGUCGUGGUCACCUACGGAUGAAGGAUGUAUUGGAGGGUGACUAGAACACCUAUCCAAGCAUAUGUCUUGCCUUUAGCACAGAAGCUUGGUAGUCAGAUAGGGGAUACAAGCAGAGAAGUUAAAAGAUAUUUGGUGUCUCCUUAAAAUGGAAGACAUGGCUCAAUGCUUAGAAAGUGAAAGUGUACAUAAACAUUAUAAAGAAAAAAAUCGAUUUAUCGUUCCUAGUUCAGAAGAAGAGGAUUAUAUGAAUGCAACACAAAUUAUCUCAUUGCAUCUAUAAAUUAACUAAUUAUUAUUCAGAAUCAAUGCAUUCAUCUUGUUUAAGGAGCAUUGUCAUUCAACAGGAGCUCACAUGUAUCUAAUUAGCUGUUGUUUCAAAGGACAAUUUCAUGGUUACCUUAAAAACACAAGCUGACUGCAUCCAUUCUUCAUUACAUAAUUGAAUGUAAGUGAAAGCAGGUAGUCCAUAUCCAGCAGUACAUUUUUACAUCAAUUACAAUGGACAUUUUUAACUUGAAGUUCGUGCUCUUUGCAAGUGUGAGCCAAAAACAUAAAAGACCAAGUAUUCUGUUGUCCAGUAAUCCUGACUAUGAAGCCCAGGUAAAAAUUGUUUGGCUCUUAAAUUCUGGUGAUCUGUGUUCGCCUAUUUCAUUUUACAGCACAGCACAGCACAAGCUCUUCAACCUAACUCGUCCCUGCUGACUGUUAUGCCUAUCUACACCAGCCCCAUUUGCCUGCAUUAGGCCAUUAUCCCUUUGCACCUUUCCAUUCCAAGUUCCUGUACACCCACCUAUUAAACAUUGUAAUUGAAUCUGCCUCCACCACCUCAUCUGCUGGUUUAUUUCAGACUAACAACCAACCUCUGAGUGAAAUACUUACCCUUAAGAUCUCCUUUGAAUUACUUCCUCUCACCUCUGCCCUCUAGGUCUAUAUUACCCAUGCCCUGAGAAAAAGAACAACUAUCUAUCUUGUCUACAAUCCUCUUAACAAAACAGUCACAACAUAAAUUAUAUUAAAUGCAGGUACUGAACCAUGUUUCAAAAAGCUAAAAUUACAUUAAUACUUAACAAGUAUAUUUAAUAUAAAUUAGAUUGCUGUCAGAGAGAAAUAAAGAUGAAUAAUAAUUAAAAACUUAUUGACACUUUAAUUUAUAAUGUGACAUUAAUAUAAAUUAUAUAACACUGAAUUGUUGAAAAAGGUAAGGAACAAAAUGCUUGCUGCAACCAGUUUUCAGAUGCAUGUUGUUAAGUUAUUCAGUGAUCCAACAAGAAGAAACAGACUCGGUUUUAUAAACAUUAUAAAUGUUUAUAAACAUUUGGGUGAUCAGAUCUCAGGUGCUUUUUGAGAUAUUCCCCCUUGUGAAUAUCAGGAGUGAACUGAUUAUGACACCAGGUUUUCUUCCCUCUGUGCCAAAAUUCCUAUGGUGCAUGAGAUCCUUGCCAUGAGAAUUGCUAAUGUACAAGAUCUACUUGUUACAUGGAUGCCUCUGCUCAGAGAGACUGAAGGAGUUGGCCCAAAUAUGUUGCCCUUUUCUAAAUUUAAAUUCACCCAUCACAUUCCUAAAUUUGCAUAAAACCAUUUACAAAGACCUCGCUAGGCCAUGUGUAAUUUCUUUCCAUGGCUAUGGUCAGUAAAAAGGUGGAAAUAUAGUAACAGUUUCCCAAUUUAUACCUAGUGACCAAAAGAAAGUCUACCACGGUGUAUUUUGAUAUGACUAUUUUACAAACAGCUGAAGGCAAUCCUCUCAAAAAUACUGAACUGUCCAACACAUGUACAUUAAUAUCAACAUUUAACAAAGUCUUGAAAAUUGCAGAGUGACACUAAUUACUGCAUAGUGUUAGAUUUAGUAUUUUUUUCCUUAUUGUGUAAAUUUCUUAAGUAAUUUUGUAGAAAGAAAUAAUCUUUGAACAAUGUUCCUUGUUUUGGGAACUGUUGUUAAAUUAUUUGACAUUCAAAUUGUUGUAUUUACAGCUGCUUUAACUCAAAUCGAAAUAAAUUUCUAUUCAUUGUCAA